GACAUCGACACCUUGAUGAUCUCGAAGCUCUCAUCCACUGUCACCUAGCCAAGUCAGGAAGCAGCUGCCAAAGCCGACCUGGCUCCUUUCACAUCACGAUGCUGAUCCAAGAGUCGCACAAAGACGUCCCGACCGAACAUGGCGGUGAUAUGAGAAUCUUCAUCUUUCAUCCCACCAUUCCGAAUUAUCCCAAGGCAAAAUUCCCUGGCGUUGUUCUUUUCAGCGAGAUCUAUCAAGUCACCGGCCCAGUCGCCCGCUUCGCCCGCCAAAUUGCCUCGCACGGCUACAUCGUAGCAGCGCCCAGUAGCUACCACGAAUUCACUGGUCCGGAACCAUUGGCAUACGAUGGUCCCGGAACCGACGACGGCAACAAAUGGAAGAUCGAGAAGAAAGUCUCCGCCUACGACGAAGACGCCACUCUGUCCAUCGACCUUCUCGUGAACUUGCCAACCUGCAAUGGCCGCAUUGGCGCCACUGGAAUGUGUCUGGGUGGACACCUGGCCUUCCGCGCAGCUUUCGACAAGAGAGUUCGAGCCAGCGUGUGCUACUUCGCCACGGACAUUCACUCGAAAUCUCUCGGUGAGGGCAAGAACGACGACUCGCUGCAGAGAGCAAGCAAAGGCGAUAUCAAAGGCGAGACGAUCAUGAUCUUCGGCAAACGCGACAACCACGUCCCACCCGAAGGCCGCAAUCUCAUCCGCAAAACCCUCCACGAAGCCGGCACGGUCUUCAGCUUUUACGAAGUGGCCUGGGCGCAACAUGCUUUCAUCCGAGACGAGCUGAGUAAAGGACGCUACGACCCAGCCAUCUCAGGGAUCUGCUUCCAGAUGUUGUUGGAGUUGUUCGGACGUACCCUGUCGAGUGAUCUUGGUCCGAGGGAGGGCGGCGAUGAGGAGGUCGAGGACGUUUGUUAG
Zymoseptoria tritici IPO323 is the source of this 914-nucleotide messenger RNA. RefSeq names its product carboxymethylenebutenolidase. NCBI's taxonomy places the organism in Eukaryota, Fungi, Ascomycota, Dothideomycetes, Mycosphaerellales, Mycosphaerellaceae. The coding region runs from base 99 to 914 and encodes 271 amino acids. The transcript is spliced from 5 exons. The record is from RefSeq and is a predicted model, not a curated record. Gene Ontology annotation, molecular function: hydrolase activity.